UGUUCAAGUGUCUAACAUUCCACUUCUUACUUACAUUUUAGCAAAUAUGAAGCUGAUCGCCCCCAUCACCGCAGCUCUCAUCGCCGCCGCAUCAGCAGGCCAGGUCUUCACGGGCCACUCCUCAGAGCACUACGCCCAAUCAGCUGAACAAUACCAGUCAGGGUUGGAACACCAGCAGCUGGGGCUCUACUCUGAGGCUCCAGCUCCUCAGUCCUACUCAGGCCAUGAGGCUUCGUAUUCCGCCAGGCCUGCUGGAAAGAAGACUGCUAAGAUCCUGAGUUACAACGCGGAGAAUAAUGGACACCAGUACCAGUAUAAUUAUGAGACUGAUAAUGGAAUUAAAGCCGAGGAAGCCGGCCAAACCUCAGAGCAUGGCACCGUAUCCCACGGCGCGUACUCCUACAAGGGUGAUGAUGGCCAGACCUACACCGUGACUUACACUGCUGAUGAGCAUGGCUUCCAUCCCCAGGGAGCUCACCUCCCCACCCCCCCUCCUAUCCCUGAAGAGAUCCAGAAGAGCUUGGAGCAGAAUGCCAAGGAUGAAGCCGCUGGUGUAUUUGAUGAUGGUAAAUACAAAGAACAAUCCGGUCACAAAAUGACUGAAGGUUACCAGCAGUACGACGCCAGUUAUCAGUCCCUUGGCUACCAAGCUCCAUCAUCUCACAGUUCGGGAGCUGAACUGUCCUACCAGAUUCCCUCAGGACACGCUUCUGGCGCCGACUUGGCUUACCAUGCUCAAUUGACCCAGGCUCUCUCGGGACACUCUGGCGCCCAACUUUCCUACCAGGCUCCUUCUAGUCACGGCUCCAACGCUCAGUUGUACCAAGCUCAGUCAGCUCACUCAUCCAACGCUCAAUUAGCUUACCACGCUCCAUCAGGUCUUGGGUCUAGCGCUCAACUGUCAUCUCACGCUCCUCAAGGAUUUUCUUUGAGCGGUUUCGUUCCUUCAGGGCACUCUUCUAACGCUCAAUUGUCUUACAACCCUCACUCGGGUCACGCCUAUUCGGGACAUGCUUUGGGCGCCGAGUUGGCUUACCGUGGUCAUCAUUAAGUAGUGUACCUAGAUUGAAUAGUGAAAAUUACAGUGAAUGAUGGAAUGUGUGCGUGUGUGUGUUGAAGUGCAAUAAAAUGAAAUUGGUUUUCUGAAUAGUUACUAUUGUACCUGAAUGUUAUACCGGUUUAAAGAUUAAUCGAUUAUUUUUUUGUGGAAAACUGGGAAUUGACAUGUUCAAAACAGGAUUGCGACCGUAAAAUAGAUGGCAUUAAGUUGAUGAAUCAAUUGAAAGAAAAACAAUAUUCUGAAAUGUACUCAUAACUAUAUCAUGACAUGACAAAAAACUGCUAUAUAAGUCAAAAAGAUUCAUCAAACGUCAAUCAAUCUGUCAAAAUGGCGGCUUGACACAUACCGCUGUCAAUGAAGUCAUAAUCUUUCAAUUGACCUGUCAGAUUACAUAAAUUGAUAUAGCAAUACACAUUGGCGAAUUUCUUACUACUUUGUUAGAAUGUAUGAAAUAAAACUAACAUUGUAUAUGAUCCAAACUACCUUCAUAUUUCUAAAUAGUUAAAGUCAUAGGAUUUGCAAUUUUAUGUCAGAGCUUUUUGUCUUAUUGAAUGGCUGGCUAUCCAUGACCAAUGUUUAAAUCCUAGUAAUAGUCAAUUUAAUGGGUUUAGGAAU
Messenger RNA from Helicoverpa zea (corn earworm), 1675 nucleotides. RefSeq names its product filaggrin-2-like. Gene Ontology annotation, cellular component: chitin-based extracellular matrix. The record is from RefSeq and is a predicted model, not a curated record. NCBI's taxonomy places the organism in Eukaryota, Metazoa, Arthropoda, Insecta, Lepidoptera, Noctuidae. Gene Ontology annotation, molecular function: structural constituent of chitin-based larval cuticle. The transcript is spliced from 4 exons. Bases 47 to 1051 code for a protein of 334 amino acids.